Molecule: messenger RNA, 3897 nt
Organism: Thermochaetoides thermophila DSM 1495
Lineage: Eukaryota; Fungi; Ascomycota; Sordariomycetes; Sordariales; Chaetomiaceae
Product: transferase-like protein
Exons: 10
Coding region: 1-3897 (1298 amino acids)
Source: RefSeq, a predicted model, not a curated record
AUGACAAAACUCCUUCUAGCAACAAACACCGAGUUCGGCCAGGCAAACGUCUUUCUUGCCGUCUGCCACGCCCUGCAGCAACUCGACCCAGAUAUAGAGCUGCACAUUACGUCCUUCGCACCCUUAGCGAAGCACAUUGAAAACGCAUCGAACUUCUCCAUCCGCACCGCCAGACAAACGCAUGGCCCUGAAAUCAACCCGCGACCAUGGAUCUUUCACCCGCUACAUGGUACUACCAUGGUUCAAGCGCUGUGGAACAUCAAUGGCAACAGUAUCCCCCCAGGAUUGGUGGCGCGGCCGGGGUUUAGCACGUGUAGGAAGAUCAUGGCUACGGGGAUGACGGUGUUGUUGCCGUGGAAGCCGGAAGAGUUCGUUGAGACGUAUAAGGAAUUGGAAGGGGUUGUGAAAGAGGUUGGGGCGGAUUUGGUGGUUGUGGAUUGUCUCUUUUCACAUGGGUUGACGGUGUGUCAGAAGUUGGGCGUUAAGUAUUUGGUGUUGUCGCCGAAUACGUUGAAGGAGUUUGCGGCGUUUAAGCAGCCUUGGGCCGCGGUUGUGUGGAAGUAUCCGACUAUGUGCUCCGGCAUUCCAUUCCCCGUACCGUGGUACUUGAUAUCACUCAACGUUCUCUACUUCACCCUCCAGAUGGUCUAUGCUGUCCUCGAUACCAGAACUCGCGCGCUUAAAGCUCAUGUCAAGAAAAUACUUGGGUUCUCGGUUGGGCUUGGAUCAAAAAUUCACGCCCUUCUUGGGAAGGAGCUGGAUGACGACCGAGUCCGGAUCAUUGACUGGAUCAAGCCCCAGCCAAUUGCCGUUCUCCAGACAGGGGCUGUGGUUGUCUCGGUCAACCAUGGAGGGGCUAACUCAUAUAACGAUGCCAUAAUAUCCGGAGUUCCCCAGGUUACUCUUCCUACCUGGCUUGACUGCUACGACUUUGCCAACCGGGUCGAGUACCUGGGUAUCGGUCGUUGGGGUAGCAGGACAGCCGCACCAUCAUGCGCAUCCGAUGAACUUGGACCUGUCCUCCUUGACGUGGUUCUAGGGGAGAGGGCUGAGUCGUACAGAAGGAAGGCACAGGAAAUCGCGGCGUUGUGUGCAAAGACGCCGGGAUCUUUCGUUGCUGCCUGCGCUAUCCUGGGGGAAGUCGGGGAACAAAAGGACUCGUUUCUGGCCCAGCGCCAUGGCGCAGACCGGAUCCGGGGUCGAGUUCGGGCUCGAAAUGCUGCCAAGGCGUCGAGAGACAUGCGCUUCCCGGACAUUGAGGAGGGUAUCCGAGUUGUCCCGACGACAAUGGCUCUCUUGAAGUGGCUCACCACUCUGACAUUUGCCAGCUCUCUAGCCUUGGGCUCACCAGCGGCCCGUCAGGAGACCACAGACAUCGCUGAUGAAUGGGUCUCUGAACUCAUCGCUAACCUCACCGAGGUCGACUCUAGUCUCAAACGCCGGGGCCUCCUUGGGUGCUCCUACAACAACCGUAACUUGGUUGUCGACCUUGGCUACGCCAAAUAUAGGGCUCAUACAAUGCCGCUACGGGUAUCAACUCCUGGAAAGGGUAAGAGAUCAUUCACCAUUCAUGAGAACAGUGCCCAGGUGCUGACCCUAGAAAGCAUUCGCUAUGCUGCCCCUCCGACGGGGAACAAGAGGUGGCAGCCUCCUUUUCCCCCUGCUUACCAGGGAAGCACACCAAUCGAUGCGUCACAGUUCGGUGCUGUGUGCCCCCAGUUCAUGCCCUCGAUUCCAGGAAGCCAGCCUAUUCCCGGCGGUGAUGAGGACUGCCUCUUUCUAAACGUCUAUGCCCCGCCUAAUGCACGAAACCUCCCUGUCCUGGUCUACAUCCACGAAGGGGGUUACGGCUUUGGUGACGGCACACGUGAUCUGAGUGACUUCAUCAACGCCAACGAGAAAGGGGUCAUUGGCGUUACCAUUCAGUACCGUCUCGGCGCUUUCGGCUGGCUUUCAUCUGCUGAAGUCAAGCAGAAGGGUGUUGUGAACGCCGGCAUGCUUGAUCAGGCCUUUGCUCUAGCCUGGAUCAAGACUCAUAUCUGUAAAUUUGGCGGCGACCCGACCAAGAUCACCAUUUCGGGCGAGUCGGCCAGCGGCGGUUCGGUCAUGUACCACACGAUGGCCGUCGGCGGCAACCUGGGCACCCUCCUCUUCAACCAGGGCAUUGCUGCUUCUCCCUACCUUCCGUUCCAGUACAAGUACGACGACCCUGAGCCGACUAGCAAGUACUACGCCUUCUCCGCCGCUGCCGGCUGCCCAUCGAGCGGCAACGUCUUCAAUUGCCUUGUCAGCAAGGACUCGGAGACUCUGAAGCUGGCCAGCUUCAACGUCACCCAGUCAUCGACCUAUGGCUACUGGGGCUUCUGGCCUGUGACGGACAACGUCUACAUCCAGAAGCGUCCUAGCCAGCAGCUGCCUUCCAAGAAAGUCAACGGCAAGAAGCUUCUCGUCGGCCACAACGCCAACGAGGGCGGCUUGUUCGUUCCACCCUCCAUCACAACCGAGAGCGACCUGAUCUUCUGGCUCCAGCAGCAGUUCCCGAACCUGAGCACCGCUCAGCUCAACACCAUCCUGGCAGCCAAUCCGAACAGCGCCAACACUGAUCCCAGCGGCCCUCACUUCGAGACCAAUGGUCUGACGGGCCCUACCGCCGUCGAAGUCGCCCAGGACGCCAACGGCCAGCAGCAGCGCGGCAACAACAUCUACGCUGAGCAAGUCUUCGUUUGCCCUGCCUACUGGAUGGCUGAUUCCUUCGUCAACCCGUCCAAGGGCCAGUCCUCCUGGCUGUACCAGUACAGCGUGCCCUACGCCUACCACUCCUCGGAUAUUUCCGCCUACUUCGGUCCCCCGACCACCAACCAGCCGGCUGACUUCAUCCUGGCCUUCCGUCGUAUCUGGGGCAACUUUGUGCGCACCGGCAACCCAUCCAUCAGCGCCGAGAUCGCCAAUGGUGCUAGCUCGCCGAAUCCGAGCGCGCCGCACCCGGCUACCAACUGGCCUGUCUGGUCGAAUAGCAACCCCCAGCUGCUAAACCUGAAUACGACGGGCGGCACUCCAUAUCAGGAGCAGCUGAUGUGGGGUCCGUUCGUCACCCAAUUCCAGGAUGCGUUGAAUGAUAUCAGCCUUGCGCCGGCCGAUGUGUGGGAGGGUGGUCGUCGGUCACGGAGCAUGGGAAUGUUGCAUGCGAGAUCUGGCGCGAGCUCGGACACCUUUGAUGGCAAUUGCGAUCGUGAAAAGGAAUCUCGGUCAUGCAAUCCGGAGAAGGAGGAUGUCCAUGAGGAAGAUUCUGAGUAUAAAAUCGCGCAUAACACCAAACGACACUCUGAUCUUCGAGCAGACCAAAUACCCAGCCUGCACAAACUAAGAAACCCCACAAUGGCCACUGUCACUCGCCUCCUAACCGUCUUCCGCUCCGGCCUUGCCACACUAGACCACAUCCUCACCGUAGCCGAGGAGCACGCCCGCUCGAAGGGCCUCGACCCCGACGCCGAGUACCCCAACGCGAGGCUCAUUGAGGACAUGCUGCCCCUCACCUUUCAAGUCCAGAAUGCGACCAAGACAGUGCGCGUCACGCUCGGCCGGAUCGAGGGAAAGGAAUAUGAGGCGUGGGAGGACAACGAGAAGACGAUUUCUGAUCUGAAGGCACGCGUGCAGAAGGCGAGAAAGUUGGUUGAGGGGACGUUGGCAAGGCAGGAGGAGGUUGAUAAGCGCGCUGAGGAGGCUGUUGAUCUGGCCCUUGGACCGAAUGUUCUCAAGACUACAGCCGUUGAGUCGCUGUUCCAGCACAGCAUUCCGAACUUCUUCUUCCACCUCAACAUUGCGUAUGCCAUUCUCAGGCAUAAGGGGGUGCCAAUUGGGAAGAGAGAUUACAUCUUGAGCUUUGUUCAGGUGGCAUAA